GCUAACCGAGUUACUCAAUUGGAGGCUUGUCGUCACUUUUAUCGUCACGUUGCAGUUCAUUUGUAGUCCUUGUGGACUUUAACGCCAGACAAUUUUAAUGUGAACUUAGGAAUUUGGGGCGGUCCCUGACAUUCCUUGAAUGAACGGACGAUAACUUUAAGACGGAAGUGUCCGUUGUAACACCUUGUAACAUUACGUUCUAUUGAUACUUCGUGGACACGAUUACGUCUAAGUAGUCGAGCCCAUUCGAUACCACCCACAACACAGCUGCUCACGUUGGGGCGUUGGCAUACAGGAGUCAAAACUGAAUAAAUAGCAGGGAGUUCUAAUCACCUUCCAAAUAGAGCAGUAUGUCAAUGGGAAGACGAGUCGAUAUGGAGUUCGCCUUUGACAGACCGGCGCCGAGUCGAAGUGCAAAUUGUACAGUGUGCAUCUCCUUCACUGCAUCUGUGGUCAUUUCUACAUUUGCGUGCACCAUGGUGGUCCUUCACCUCUUUGGUAUACAGCCAACGGUAUCUCCUACAAAAGAACCAACAGUCGACCAGUACCAUGGGAAGCUGACACAAAACAUUGAAAGCAAGCCUAGGUCCAAACCUCAUGCUCACCUAGUCGCAGAUUCCGGAUCAAAAAACAACAACGGAAUCCUUGAUUGGAAGAAUAUCUCCAAAGACGACCUCAACAUGGAGUACAACGUCAGCGAACGGAGUCUGGUCAUCCCUGAAAAUGGCUUUUACAUCAUCUACCUGACGAUAUCCUACCGUGCGCUGGACAAAUUUAAUUGCAAGAAGGGGGACCCCGUGUUCCUGCAACACUCCAUAACCCAAAUGAGUGAGAGGUACAACACGAGGCAAAUUAUCAACUCCUUCGAGACUGUGACAUGUGGUGACCAAUGGCUUAAAACCACACACAACAUGGCCAGGAUACUUUUACACAAGGACGAUAGACUCCAGGUGAAAGUGAGCCAUUACGACCUGGUUGAUAUUUAUGGUCAAUAUCGGACAAAAACAUUCUGGGGAGUGUACCUUGACCUCAAUUAAAUGUCAUUUUGUACAGUACAGGGUGUAUUGAGUUGAAAUGUACAUUAUGCAAAUUUACAACAACAUAAAUGUUGAAAUAUGUUUGGAGUCCAUAGAAGAGGCUGUACUGUGGUUGCCUAAAUGUAUGCUGUGGGUUUGAUGCUCGUGGAUCGGGUAUUCUUUCUGUAUUGAUGAUACUGUUAAGUGUAAACAGAAACUAUCUGGACUAACCACCUAACUGGAGAAGUAACUUCCUACUAGAGAUGGAACAGAGACAUAAAGACGCUUUCCUAAGCUAAAAGAUCCUCCUGGUUAGAUCUACCAAAAGUUUUCUUUUUUGCCAAAUGACACUACCAGUGAUGGUGUGUGUGUGUGUGUGUGUGUGUGUGUGUGUGUGUGUGCGUGUGCGUGUGCGUGUGCGUGUGCGCGUGCGCGUGCGUGCGAAUCUGAUAAGUAACCCCAUUGAACUCGGGGAAGUCAAGAUUGAGUUAACUUUCUUAUGAGGACCAUGAGCUGGCACUCAUACACUACUGAUGGCAUUCCACUGUGUGUGGUGUAUUUGGGUUACACCUGGGCAUGAGCUAGAUACAUUCUCUGCUCUGAUACCUAAGAUUGUAUUCUUUAUCUGAUCUCAGUGUUGCUGUGGGUGUGAUGCCACGAUACAAGUUCCUUUGUGAUGGCUAUAGAGUUUGCUUGAGAACAUGCUUUGUAUGUCACUAACAUGAAUAACCUGUAAAAUGUGCAUUGGCUACUAUAGCAUAUUGAGAUUCUUAAAUAUAGCAAAACCUUAUGGUACCUUAAGCUUAUAUUUAAUCAUCAGCGGAAUAUGUUAAAGAGUAAAGUAAGAACUGGAGUUAAGUACUCUAUCAUAUUAUUGUUCAUGCUAGCUAGACAAUAAUAAUUGAAUGCACCAUACUGUAUGCACAAAAGGCUCUUUCCUCAUACUAAAUUUCUUGUUUGUCUAAUUGACCAACUGCACUAUUGAGCUUCUGUCAGAGCAGCAGAGCCAUAGUCAUGAGGAUGACAAGAGUGAGGGGGGCCAAUGAGAAGUUCAUCUAUUGUCCAAUUGUCAUUGCUCAAUAAAAUAUAUUUGGAUUUAAUUUUGUCUAUUACUUAUGUGUGGUAAUAUUGUAAGACUAUUUAUUUGAUUUUUUCCUUAAUAUGAACUCAACUUCAAAUGUAUGGAAAUACAUUGUGUUGCACAAAAAGUUUUUAAAAAUAUGGUUUCCAUUUACAGUAAACACAUCUCCAUUCUUGUAAAAACAAAAUAAAAAAAUUGUUUUGAAUAAUGUCAAUUUGUAAUGUUGUGUUCUACAUUGAUUGUUAAUUCAUAUUUGUGCACUUUCUUCCAAUACAUACAAUGCUCCAUAUGCUUUUCUUAAAAGAUUUGUAUUGCUUCAGAUACACAUUUCUACUCCUUACAACA
This is a messenger RNA of Sardina pilchardus (European sardine), 2442 nucleotides long. RefSeq names its product tumor necrosis factor-like. Lineage: Eukaryota; Metazoa; Chordata; Actinopteri; Clupeiformes; Clupeidae. Gene Ontology annotation, biological process: immune response. The transcript has 4 exons. The coding region runs from base 351 to 1037 and encodes 228 amino acids. Gene Ontology annotation, cellular component: membrane. The record is from RefSeq and is a predicted model, not a curated record. Gene Ontology annotation, molecular function: tumor necrosis factor receptor binding.